Centruroides sculpturatus (bark scorpion) is the source of this 2788-nucleotide messenger RNA. RefSeq lists its product as uncharacterized. Bases 1 to 2451 code for a protein of 816 amino acids. The transcript has 2 exons. NCBI's taxonomy places the organism in Eukaryota, Metazoa, Arthropoda, Arachnida, Scorpiones, Buthidae. The record is from RefSeq and is a predicted model, not a curated record. Gene Ontology annotation, cellular component: plasma membrane.
AUGGAUGCUUCAAGAAGACCACCAGCGGGAAUGAUCGUGGCAACUGAAAAGGACAGAUGUAACAAGACCGUCGACAUCUAUCAAGCAGUGUCAACUCCACCUGUAAGCGAGAAGAAUAGAGGAAGACCGUUGCAUUGUACUUAUCGGAUUCGUGUGAGACCCGCUCGGGAAGAUUGGAUCGUGUUCGUUAGAUUCACCAGAUUAAGAAUAGGAAUACCGGCAGAAGACAGAAGAAAGUGCAUAGGAGGACACUUACAAAUCGUAGACGGUUAUAGAGAUAGCAACGAAACCAAUCGCAAUUCUCCGGGUUUCUAUUGCGGCGAGAUCGAUUCUCCCAAAUUUUUCGUCUCCGAGACACCCUACGUCAAGAUCGUUUUCCACGCUAAUAACUACGGACACGACACUUACCUACAGUUCGAUGCCAACGUCGAGCAACAGAGCGAAGUUCACGCUCGAUACGGACAAUACGCACAACUGUAUCCUCACAGAAGAGGCUCUCCUAUACCCGGAACGUACUGCCAAAGAAAAUUUCACGAUUGCUCACCCGGCAGAUGUUUCGUUCAAUCUCCCGGUUUUCCAGGUAUCUAUCCACGUAAUCUUCAUUGUAAAUAUCAUUUGAGAGUAAGCCAGAGCUUAGUGGGUUUGGAUCUUACUACUUUCGACGUCGACGGGCUCCGUUGCGACAAUUUGCUCAUGUGCUUUCCUCGACCUGUCACGAGAAAUCAGGAGGAAUGCCCCUACGAUUACGUGCGUGUUUACGACGGAGCUACCGAAGACAGUUCCCUGAUCGUUACGCUGUGUGGUAGAGGGAGAUUAAAGUCGAAUAUCAUUGCCUCGGGCCCUGAAAUGUUGGUGGUCUUCGUCAGUUCGCCCGCCGGACCUCUGUUGAAUACCGGCUUCCAUUUCAAAGCCGACAGCAUCUACGGAGCUACGGAAUCUCAGCCUCUACAAUUGAAGCAUAAAAACUGUACGAUAGAACGUCACUUGGGAGAAAAUCAGCAACACGUAUUUUCUAAUUUACGCUCUUGGUAUCCCGUUAACACCAGCUGUAGUUAUAGGUUUCUGGUGGCGGAGGAUGAGGUAGUCAGGAUGGAAUUCGUUUGGUUCCGAGUCGAGAGAGUCACUCUAUGCGAAGAGUCGUUAAAAUUAUACGAUUCCUACGAUGCUGAUCCGGCUAAAAUUAUAUCUAAAAUCUGCGAUAUCAACCGUCCUAGGACGGAUCCUCCCAGGUCUGUUUAUGAAACUACCUCCCCCUCCAUGUUCAUCGAAUUUUUUAGUAAAACGGGAUCACUCGAUGGCUCUUCUUUGGGUUACGGAUUCGAAGUGAAAGCUAUUAAUGUCGGCUCCAGAGGCUCUUCCUCCACACACUCUACCUGCAGCAGGACCUACUUAUCGGAAAAUGGAUUGUCGGGACACUUCGGUAUUACCGCUCACGACAUCAACAUCACUACGCACUCCCAGCCUCUAUGGUGUAAUUAUACGUUCCAUGCGCAUCGCUUGCCACACGGCAGAGUCAACGUAACCAUAGCGUCUGGAUUCCAGACGUUAACAGAAAAUUGUGAUCAAUGUCAAGAAGAGCUGAUUGUUAUACAAUUUGUGCAAGAUAACAAGAGUCCGAUUUGUCUCUGCUCCAUGGGUAGGAAAAAAGUUCAUAGUGUCGCCUCACUCGGUCCUAUAUUGCACAUGAAUGUGAAAACAGAACCGGUUAGCGAGGGGCGCAACUUCUCUCCUAAAGAUCGCCAGUUGGCAGAAAUCGAUUACAACUUUUAUAGCGAAACGCGUUGCGGACACGAAAAUUUAGAGCUAGAUCUUCAAGGUGUUCUGGUUUUUCCACCUUUAGAAAUGGACAAACCAUGCACCUCGGGUUGUACUCGUCAACUGUGGUGUAAUUGGUUUAUACCGGUUUUUCACAGGAUGGACGUAGCAUUUCGACUCGAUUACUACAAUAGUCCGGGUAACUGCAGCACAGAUUUGUUAACCAUAGAUCAAAUGCAAUACUGUCCCAAGAACGGGGUCAGAGAUCGCGAAUUUUUAGUAAGAAAAGAAGAGGUAACGGAAGUGGGUAUUUCUAUCCAAGUCCGCACGAAGGACGCCACCAUGACGAAUUUUUCUCUGUGGUGGACGCAGCUGAAAGUCCUUCCUCCACCCUCGGGCACGGAAUCUUUGUUAAGCUUGGAGAAAGAUUGCGAAUUUCUUUGUACCUUCUCCAGGACUUGUUUGACUAAGGAGCUGGUAUGCAACGGUGUUCCGAAUUGCCCCAACUUUAACACAGAUUACCAGUUAACGAUACGAAGGGAUGACGAAGAAUUUAGUCUGUGCGAGACCCAAGACGAUCGUUUCCAGUUCUAUUGGUGGAUAGUCGGAUUGGGUUUGGGUAUCUGCGCCUGUGUCACGCUUUGUCUCAUCUUUUCACUCUGUCGAAGGUGCCAUGCUGGAAGAGAAAGGUUUUAAAUCUAUUUUUUGGACAACUUUUAUCCUUUUAUUGGGGUGAGUCACCGCUCUCUUUUAUCCUUUGGUGUUUUAUUGCCUUCUGUGGAGGGAGGACACGGAAGAAAGCUCCAUCACUACCCUGUUCUAUUCCGAAGGACGCACUCUUCAAGACUGUGCUUCUAAGUAAACGUCUUUUCCGUACGAAGAGUCAAAUUUCUAUCUCAUGUUGUUAUAUACCGUAUAUGGAAGAAAAAAUUCAUUUCAAAAAUUUGCUUUUGUGAAACGAACCAAACAUAAAAUUAAUGUGAACGAUUGCUCUUGUAACAUCCCAUGUUGUACAGUUUACAUGAAAAAUAAA